Molecule: messenger RNA, 273 nt
Organism: Strongylus vulgaris
Lineage: Eukaryota; Metazoa; Nematoda; Chromadorea; Rhabditida; Strongylidae
Source: the annotation of a GenBank genome assembly
GAGUAAAUUACUUUUUCUCUCACAUUUCUACAUUGAUACUCCAAGCAAAUUUUACGUUUAGGCUGCAGAUGAAUUCUGCGAGCAGAGCGCUCCAGUCUGGUUGGUGGGAUCAUGUAAAGGCCUGCUCUCCGGUAACAUCGAUCUUAUAAUUGAAAUGAUGAAGGCUGCAGAUGAAUUCUGCGAGCAGAGCGCUCCAGUCUGGUUGGUGGGAUCAUGUAAAGGCCUGCUCUCGGGUAACAUCGAUCUUAUAAUUGAAAUGAUGAAGGUAUAGUA